AUGUCUGUCGAAGCUGCCACCGCCCAAAUGGCAAACACCUCCCUCAACGAGCCUACCGGCACCGCCGAAGGCGCCAGCGUCGGUGCUGGCGGCGACAAGCCGAUCAACGCCUCGCAGAACGAGGCUGUCAUCGCCAGCGCCGCGGAGGGCAGGAGACUUUACAUUGGAAACCUCGCUUACGCGACCACCGAGGGAGAGUUGAAGGAGUUCUUCAAGGACUACCUUGUGUACGUGGGCACCUGCUCUGCAUGAGACGGGGAAAGAGCAUUGGCUGACAUGUGACACAGCGAAACCACUUCCAUCCCAACCAACCCACGCACCACGCGUCCCGUCGGCUACGCGUUCGUCGAUGUGUCCACGCCUACCGAGGCCGAGCGCGCCAUCAACGAGCUGAACGGCAGGUCGAUCCUUGACCGCAAGGUCUCGGUUCAGCUUGCUCGCAAGCCAGAGCCAGCCGACGCCAAGCCAGCCGCGGACAAUGCCGAGCUCGGCGAAGGUCAACAGCGUCGCCGCUCAUCGACUCGUGGUCGCGGCCGCGGCCGUGGACGUGGAGGACGUUCUGCUCGUGGAGGACGUAAUGGCCGCAAGAUCAACGGCGAGACUGACACAGAUGCCGACGGUGCCAACGGACCAACCAACGUUCCAGGCCAGGCCGCUCCCCUGACGGCCACUACCAACGAGGCACUGACUGGAGAAGCUGGCGACGAGGGCAUCACUGCGGAUGCGAAGAAGAAUGGCAAGACCGAUGCCAACCGUCCCCGCAAGCAGCGCGGCCCACCAGAGGACGGUGUGCCAAGCAAGACGAAGAUCAUGGUCGCCAACUUGCCAUAUGAUCUUCGCGAAGAGAAGGUGCGAUCUGCUGAUAUCCAAGGCUUCCAAACCGUUUAAGCUGACAUUGCCUCUUUACAGCUCCUUGAGAUCUUCUCGGACUACUCCCCAACUUCUGCCAAGAUCGCCCUUCGUCCCAUCCCGAAGUUCAUGGUUCGCAAGCUCCAGGCCCGCAACGAGCCACGCAAGGGACGCGGUUUCGGUUUCGUCACGCUCUCUAGCGAAGAGCUGCAACAGAAGGCGUGCGCCGACAUGAACGGCAAGGAGAUUGAGGGUCGCGAGAUCGCCGUUAAGGUCGCGAUCGAUAGCCCCGGCAAGGAGGACGAGGACCCGAACUCCUUGAUCGAGGGCGGCGCGGACACCGACGCUCAGCCAUCGACUGCUGAGGGCUCCGCCAACGUCAACACGGCCACCGCUUAG
Molecule: messenger RNA, 1248 nt
Organism: Lecanosticta acicola
Lineage: Eukaryota; Fungi; Ascomycota; Dothideomycetes; Mycosphaerellales; Mycosphaerellaceae
Source: the annotation of a GenBank genome assembly